Molecule: messenger RNA, 1606 nt
Organism: Cuscuta epithymum
Lineage: Eukaryota; Viridiplantae; Streptophyta; Magnoliopsida; Solanales; Convolvulaceae
Source: the annotation of a GenBank genome assembly
UUGGUAUGUUAAACCCAAAAACGUGGAGUCAGGUCUCUGGACGCUGAAAAGCACAAAUUUACCGAAGCAUCCCUUCGGUGAAACUCCCACCCUUCUGCACCAUGAUGUUGAAAUCCAUCAGCUCCGUCGCAGCAACGACCAUGUUGGGUUUCGGUCUCUUCACUCUCUUCUUUGCCGGAUUUCUUGAUUUCCCACCAGCUUCUUCUUCGAUCCCUUCACCCAAAGCUUCAACCAUUGUAUCCCUAUCAAAUUCCCCACCCGACCCGUUUGAGGACCUUUUAGGAGCUUUCAAGAAAUGGGAUUCUCAAGUAGGAUGUGCCCGGUUCAGGGAGAAGCACAGAUUAGUGUUGAUGAGAAAUGGGUCUUCUUCUUUGGUUUCUUCUGGUUCUCUGCAAGAUGUAGACGAGGGUGAAUUGGAAUGUGGAGAGUUGAGGAUGAAGCAUGUGAGUGUUCUGGUGAAGGGGUGGACUUGGAUUCCUGAUGAUAUGGAUAAUCUCUACUCUUGUAGAUGUGGUCUUAGCUGCUUGUGGACUAAAUUGUCAAUUAUGGCUGAUCAUCCUGAUGCUUUGUUGUUUGAGACUAUUACUCCUCCUCUCCAGAGACGGAAAGGUGAGCCGUUACGUGUGUACAUGGAUCUUGAACCUGGGAGGAAGAGAUCAGGAUACGAGGAUGUUUUUAUUAGCUAUCACGCCAAAGAUGAUGUCCAAUCCACGUAUGCUGGGUCGCUCUUUCAUAAGAGUAGAAAUUAUCAUCUCUCUCGUUCUAAGAGAAAUGACACUCUCGUGUAUUGGUCCUCAUCCCGGUGUCUUCCUGAGAGAAACAAACUCGCCAGACGCUUCCUUAGCCUACUCCCACACCACUCAUUCGGAAAGUGCCUCAACAACGUCGGCGGCCUUGACAAAGCCCUCUCAUUUUACCCCGAAUGCGUCAAGGACCCAAACGAGGCCCCCAAGUGGUGGGACCACCUCCACUGCGCGAUGUCAAAUUACAAGUUUGUCCUCGCAAUUGAGAACACAUUCACAGAGAGUUAUGUGACAGAGAAGCUAUUCUACGCGCUCGAGUCAGGGUCCGUCCCAAUUUACUUUGGCGCCCCAAAUGUGUGGGACCUAGUGCCCCCACAUUCGAUCAUUGAUGGGACAAAGUUCGAGUCUUUGGAGGGACUAGCGUCUUACAUUAGGGCACUUGCAGAUGAUCCAGUGGCCUAUGCAGAAUACCAUGCAUGGAGGAGGUGUGGAGUGUUGGGCAACUACAGGAAAACGAGGGCAGCCAGUUUGGAUACUUUGCCUUGUAGGCUUUGUGAAGCUGUGAGCAAGAAAAAUGGAAGAAAUUAUGAAUAGUGAUGUUCAUAUAAAGCAUUGAGUUGCUGAGAUGGCUAGAUAAGAUUAUUAUUAAUAUUUUUGUUGGGGAGGUAAUUGCUUUGUUAACAUAGUAAUUUAUUUUCUUUGUGAAGAAAUUGAAAAAAUUAAUUGAUAUAGACAGGUAGGCACUUGGCAGUCUGCAUUUAAACUUUCGCUUCUUUUUUCCAUGUUUUGCUUCGUAGUUUAUAUCUGUACCAAAAAUAACAUUCUCAAUUUGGCUUUUGAAGUUAACUUAAUUUUUUAUUGUU